Eimeria tenella is the source of this 1128-nucleotide messenger RNA. RefSeq lists its product as uncharacterized. Lineage: Eukaryota; Apicomplexa; Conoidasida; Eucoccidiorida; Eimeriidae. The coding region runs from base 1 to 1128 and encodes 375 amino acids. The transcript has 10 exons. The record is from RefSeq and is a predicted model, not a curated record.
AUGGGCCAUUCGAGUGGAAGCAGCAGUGAAGUUGAGGGGGGAAACAUAAAUAGAAGUAAUAAACGAAAGGCGAAAAAGGAGAGAAAAAAAUUCAAAAAGAAAACCCGCGAAAAGCGCACAAAACGAGAAGAGGAGCAUUCUCAAGUGGACGCGAUCGACAAAGAAGAUGCUGAUCGCCUUCUUAUCUCUUUACUACAGCUGUCCCCUCAAAUGGAAAAGGAGCUGUUGGAUGUAUUCGAGCAGUUAGACUCGUGGGGCAUUGUGUAUUUGCAUGACCUUGGGGACCUACGUCUGAGGAAGAAGCUACGUCACCUUUUCCGAGCCUUAUGUGUUGGCGAGGUCGAGGGUGAAAAGGGAAAAGGCUGGAGAAAGGCGCUGACUUAUAAAAGUUCGCUGUCGAAGCUCGUAAAGCGCCGCUGCAAGGAACUGCGCUCACAGCUGGACCUUUCGAGCUUUCCAUCCGAAGUUCAACAGCCUGAAGUUCAUGAAAGUGAAGAAAAUCCCGCAAAGGAACUAGCAUUCGAUGCAGAGAGGGCGGAACGCAAGGCUGAGGAAGCUGUGCAGCGUUGGCGAGGCCAGCAGCCCCAAGAUUCAAGUCUUUUACCAACAGAGUCUCCUCAGCAAGAGCUUGCACACCAGUCAGCGGUAAAUGGAGGAGCACCUAGAAGAGAGGAGUGGAUGCUUGAAGCCCCAGCCUAUCUCCGAUGCCUUGCUACAGAGGAUAAACCUGCUGCAAAGCGAAUGAAAAUCUUGCAACAAAAGAAAAAAGAAGACGAAGAAGCUGUACGGGUGAAGGCAGUGAUGGAUGAAUGGAACAAAUCCCGCAAAUUACAAAGCCUACGGGAAAUGCGAGAGCAAGGGGAUUUUGCGGAAGGCGAAGAAGCAUAUAAGCGUUGGAAACGAAGCAUGGAUGCGGCCCGAAACGUCUGGGGCAAGCGGGCGGCAGAGCAGGCGGUUGAACAGGAGUUCCAGGACGAUGUGAAGAAGGGUCAACCGUGGCAGCGUUUUGAUAGAGACCGUGAUCUUCAGGUUACGCGGCAAAUACCACGAGACGACUAUAAGAAACUGCUUGAAGAGACAAAGCUGAACGCACGCUUCAAAUCGUCCUGGCAGACCUCAUUCUUGUGA